Molecule: messenger RNA, 2793 nt
Organism: Ostreobium quekettii
Lineage: Eukaryota; Viridiplantae; Chlorophyta; Ulvophyceae; Bryopsidales; Ostreobiaceae
Source: the annotation of a GenBank genome assembly
AUGCUAUCGAUUUUAUGUGUUCGAUGUCAAUCAACCAAAAUUGUUUGGUUGCAGGGUGUGCUGCAGCAACUUGAUACUGGACAUGCAAAACCAGGAAGACAACAAUCCAGAUCUGGCAAGGUGGAGGCAAGCAGAGGAAGUGGGAAAGGGGGUGGAAAGACGAAUGGCAGUAAAGGUGGAAAAACAGGUGGCAACAAAGGACGACGGCAUCACCGUGGAUCCCCCCAAAUACAGCAGAAUGAAAUCAAGCCAGCAACAUGCGGACAUGAUUCAGGCAGCAAAUCAAGCUCCCAGGAGUGUCCAAGCACAUCAGGUGUUGGUGGGAAUCGCAAGGACGGAAGUGGCAUGCCUUCAAUCGCAGCACCAGAAAAGGCAGUCCCACAACAUCUCCUGGAGGCUGAGUCUUAUCCACUGUUGCCUCCCCAUGAUGUGGGUUGUGGGACAAAGGCUAGCAGCAGUGGUGGACAUUGCCCACACACAACAAGCACUCCCAGCAGACAGGAUUGUCCUGGUGCUGUUGCUGUGGGUGAAAUCCAGGAUCCAAUGCACCAUGCCAUCUGCAAUUCACCACAAGGCUGCAGCUUGGAGCAAGCAAAGCAACAUGCAACUGGCUCAUCCAGUGAUGCAGCUUUGACACGUGUGCAUGAAAAACGACAGCUGGAAAUUCCCGUUGCAAAGGGAAGAAAGCUGGUUAAGCUGGGUGAUUUUAGUUGCCAACGGGAGAUUCAUGGGGCCAAAAUGGCAAGCACCAGGUGUGACAAUGCCCAUGUUGUGCAGCAAAGUUGCAGUGUCUCCAAUGCAGGGGAUGGGUGCAGAGAAGAGAAGCCACAAUGUGUGACAUUGCACAGUGAAAGAAGAGGGUCCAUGAGUGGCUGCAGUGUCCCAGAUGUACAGCAAAACGAAGGGGCAGUUGCCUUGCAAAAUGUGGCAGAGGGGAGUUGUGUGGCAGCAUUUCUCCGACAGGCUGCCGAAAAAAAUAAAGUCAGUGAACUUAUUGAGGGCAUACUGCCUGGUUUGCCUCUCUCACUGCGUGUUCAAGGGCUUGAGACUGCUCAAGAGGGGGAGAGCAGCAAGGGGCUAGUUUUGCCCGAAUCACCCGUGACCCCCCCAGGAGAUGCCAGGAGCUGUCCUGAAGAGAAGCUGCCUUUCUACAUUGACCAUGACCUGCCCCGUCCCAAUGUCUCGGGCGGGUGCAAUUGCCCCUUCACACCUGGAGUGCACUUCUGUGCAGGCAUUCCUGUCAAGGAAGAGCCAACAGUCGAUGGUGUGGUGGGCAGGGUGGAGGAUUCUUCAGUGGGCGAUCAAGGCGUUGGUGACAUGUUAGUUAAAGUUGAGGAUGGCAAAGAGACUCCCCACACGCAGCUCAAACCUUUGAAGUCAAGCAUGGAUGGUUUGGUGAUCCCCCAAGCGCUGCCUGUCUCAAAGGAAGUGUCUAUGCCAGUGGCUGAAGAGGGCCAGUCCGCCAGGGAACAACAGUGCCAUCUACCUCCUCAUUUGCGUUCGCUUCCCCAGAACAGCUGCAGCAGCCUGCCAUCAAAUCUGGUGCCAAAUUCCUGGGGCUUUGGCGAAGGUGCACCUGCCAGUGAAGUGAAGUGGGGACCAGUUGAGCAUGGACAGCAAGACACACAGAAGCAAAAGCUGCAGGCACAAAAAGUUGAAGUACAGAGCAACGCAGGAAAGCUCAGUGACAUACCUCAGUCAUCAUUUUCAAAUGAAGGCAGUAGGUUGCAGGAGUUGCAGAAGAUGGGAUGGGGUUUGUCGGUGCCACAUCUGGUGCUUAGGAAAACAUAUCAGGGUGCCAGAAGCAGUGCUCACCCUGACAGCCUCCAGGACACAUGUUGUGGCUCACCUUCCAUCCAAUCUGUGCCCCAUCAGGAUUGCUCUGAAAUGCCGCUGGGUGAUGGUGCUCGCGUUGAGGUGUGCAUGGAUUCUGAAGAAAAAUACAAGCCUAAGCUGAGGGAAUCUACAGAAGCGCAGCAAGAAUCCAUGCAGGUGUUGGCACAGUUCCCUGGCAGCCAGGAAGGGGAGCUGGUGGGUGAUCAGAGGGAAGAAGCUCUGAAAUUUCCCUGUGACCGCAUUGACGGGCAGUCUGAGAAAGGAUCAGGGGGGCAAAAGGGGCAGCUUCAAGGCUCACUCACUGGGGCUGUCAAGAGCUGUCUUCAACCAAAGUCUAGAGAUCCUGAGGGCAAAGGAUGCUGGCCCCGAACAAGUUCGCUGGCAGGAAAACAGGUGCCAAAAUGGUGGGCGCAAAGACAAGCAAAGCCAUCCACAUCAAAUGGAGAUGAUAGCAGAUUGGGAGCCACACCAUGGGAAACAAUGCCAAACAAAAAGUUGGAGACAUGGAGUGCUCAAGGGAAUCGAGGUUGGAAGAACGAUGCGAUGGAUUCCUCUUCUGAUGAUGAGGGGUUUCGGUUUCCACAACCGCAGGGCAGCAGACGUCAGUCCCCAUCAAGGUCUCCUAAAGAACCCAGGAGUGAUUCUUUAAUGAUUAGAAGGGGUAAUCGUAUGAGGGACAGCAUUAGAACACGGCCACAGUCUCCAGAGGAGCAUAGGAAAGACGCUUUUGUCCCCCGGAGGGAAAAGCGGUCCAAGGACAGAAGGAGAUCUAGAUCAAGGUCUCCUAAGGAAUGCAGAAGUGGCACUACGACCUUCAGGAGUGGUGGUGGCUCCAAGGACGACAAGAAACAACGAAACUCGUCUGUGACCUGCAAACGAUGUGGUGACGAAAAUGUGGGAGCCCAACCACGUCCAAGUGGCAUGUCUCUCCAUAAGCGUAGGUCAAGAUAUAGAUAG